Molecule: messenger RNA, 621 nt
Organism: Penaeus vannamei (Pacific white shrimp)
Lineage: Eukaryota; Metazoa; Arthropoda; Malacostraca; Decapoda; Penaeidae
Source: RefSeq, a predicted model, not a curated record
AUGGCACUGUACCGAAAAAAAAAGCCUCCAGUUUCCAUCUCUGACCUCGAGAUGAAAGAUGGGGUCCUGUACUGGCUGUUACACCUGCCAGAUAAGAUUGUGUACCAGCUGUGUGUUCCGGAAAGAUUGCGUGACUCGGCAUUGAAAGCGGCUCAUACUUCACCUCUAGCAAUUCACUCCGGUAUACAUCGGACAUAUAAGAAUCCGCGGAACAUGUUUUACUGGCCCAAUAUGCUACGUGAUGUCCACCAGUAUGUUGAACAUUGCCUUAUGUGUCAGCAGUCAAGAGGGGUCGCCCAACGUGUUCCAGUGGCUGAUGCACCUCUAGCUCUUUAUCCACUGGAACGUGUGUCAUUGGACAUUCUCGACCUGUGCCAGGCACCCAUGAGAUGGGCAUUAACUGUCUUAGACCAACAUUCUCGGUUCAUCCAGAUCAUCCCAUUCCGAGAUAUAACAGCCUUAAGAGUAUAUCAUGCCUUCCUUGACCAUUGGAUAACAUACUUUGGUCCACCUCGCGUCAUCCAGACUGAUAAUGGCCAGCAGUUCACUUCUAACCUGUUUGCUGAGCUAGUGGACAUGUUACGAGCUUCACACCACUUCACCAUCCGAUAUCACCCCUAG